This is a messenger RNA of Brassica napus (rape), 2294 nucleotides long. RefSeq names its product protein GOLVEN 6. The record is from RefSeq and is a predicted model, not a curated record. Bases 1106 to 1441 code for a protein of 111 amino acids. The transcript has 3 exons. Lineage: Eukaryota; Viridiplantae; Streptophyta; Magnoliopsida; Brassicales; Brassicaceae.
UUACAAUUGUAUUUAUUGAUAGUGAUUAGUGUUUUGAGUUGGAACGCUUUCAAAACGUGAUAAUUAAGAUGAAUGAUGCUACCAAAAGUGUUUGUAACAAACUAGAAAGUGAUGAUCUCAUCUUCACCCCAUUUGGAUCGAGCUUUUAAGUAAGUAACUUUGGCGUGAAUGUGUGAGAAAGAGCAAAGGGAUUAGGCAAAAAUGAUGAGAUACUCUCAACAACUUUGUUUAUACCUACUCUCAAAGUUUAAACCAUAUUAUGAUUUACAUAUUUUAACUUUUGAAGCAUUAACUAAUUGUAUAAACACUUGUUUUCAAACGUCUUAUUUUGUCUUUAUCAAUCCAGAGCCCCAUAUUUGAUUAGCAGAAUAUUAAUGAGUAUGUUUAUUGCUGUUGAUAAAAAAAACAUUUUUUCAAACAACAUAUAUACACUGUGUUACAUUGAUUUAAUAUUGUUAAGUUUCAUAAUCUAACGAUUCAAAGCAAUUGGCGAUGACCACUUAAAUAUCCUAAAAAAAAUGAUUGCGAUGGUUAUCUAGCAUUUUAAUAGGAUGUGCUCGUGGUCUGAGCGUCGACAUAUUAGAAUACAUGAAGAUAAUUUAUUUUAAAUGAAUAAUGAAGGGUUCUAAGCGAUAAUUCACUAUUGCUUUUUAUGCACACACACACAUAUAUAUAUAUUGCAAUAUGAGACACUUUAAAUGUGAAUGGAAAAUGUUAGAUAAUUAGAUAUGGGAUAUAACGAGAGAAGAAAGACAAAAAAAGAACAGAAAGGCAAAGACUCGACAAACUGGGUUCGAUGAAGUGUAAGGCCAAACUUGUGUUUGUCCCGAGACAGACAACCCCGAGAACGAGCCUCAGUGGCGUGAACGCCUUUUUAAAUCUUGAAAUAAUAAACUAAUACAGUAUGCUUUUUAAUAUAGUUUCUUAAACUUGUUUUGGAACUCUCGCUUGUGUUUCGUGAACUUUUGUUUCGUGAACUUUCUUUCUCACAUACUUAUAUAUAAAUAUGUGUGUGUAAGUUCCUUUUGGUUGAUAUAAAGAGCAGAAGAAGAAAAAGAAAGAUAUCACCCGAAGAAAAAGUUCUCGUAGAAAUCACUUGAAGACAAUGAGGCUAAUUAGAGUCACCUUCUUGCUUUGUGCAUUGACCUUUUUAUUCCUUAUAACUUCAACUUCAGCAGCUGUAACCGAAAAGAUUAUGAGAAAAAUGGCGCCACGGAAACUCAUGAUCAUCUCUAGUGAACAUGAUAAUGUGAUGACAUCAGGUGCUCAUGAAGGUUCAAGUGAGCAACUUCCAGUCACUUCUUCUGGCAAUUCUAAGAAUGAAGAUAAGAGAUUAGGUGAAAAAGAAGAGGAGAAUGCUCUAGCGAAGUAUCUAUCGAUGGAUUAUCCAAGGUUUAGAAGAAGACGACCAGUUCACAACAAUAUGCCUCGAAGUCCAUGAAAAAUGCAAUUUUUAUUUCAAAGAAGAAUUAAUUUUAGCUAUAUAUUAGUCAAUUAAUUAAUUGAGUAACAAGUUUUGGCUAUACUUGUAAUUAACGGAAUAUGUUCGUGUUUUUUUUAUACUAUAUAGUUUAAAUUGCUGAAAAUGGCCGACAAACAUUGAGCAAAACCCUAAAACUCUGGUUUGGGGUUUGAGCUAAUUUGCUCUUCGUUUCAUGCACUGUAACAUGGUGACUAAUUUGGUUGUAAUUUCAUUCUAGAUUAAUAACUUAUUGUUGAAUGUUAUGCGAUAAACUGAUAAAAAGAAUAAAAUUUACAAAAAGUUUGUUAAAAAUGUUAUAAAAAUGAAUAGAAGUUUGUUGUGUUUUGUUUUUCUCUUCGGAAGUUACAAAAUUUCAAUGGACCACUUGACCAAACCGGUCAACAACAAACACAUGCACAAACAAUCUCUAUGCUGACCUUUUUUUUUUCUGUUUCCAUGUGUUUCCUGUUAUUACAAGCUACAAAACCUAAACUUAGCGACCCAUACACUGUGUCCAAAUUUUCUGUCUACACUACUCUCUUUCAUUGUAGGUAAUCGUUGCAACCACCAUCUUCCUUGUUGAAGGAACAAGUUACUUCAACCGGUUACGUUGCAAGGUAGAUGUUACUUCAAUCGUUCCUCCACAAGUUACUUCAACAAGUUCCUCAUAGUUGCAACGAGAGGCGUCUUCCAUGUGUCACAGUCUUAUUAGUAACCGGUUGAUAUGCCUUUCGAAUCCUCCUUUAUAUUACUUCAACAAGUUCCUCCACAUCCAUUUCUUUGUUUUCGAUGCCUUCUUUUUCCUUUUUGAAGCAUGCAGGUGCAUUAUUCU